Molecule: messenger RNA, 957 nt
Organism: Penicillium atrosanguineum
Lineage: Eukaryota; Fungi; Ascomycota; Eurotiomycetes; Eurotiales; Aspergillaceae
Exons: 1
Coding region: 1-957 (318 amino acids)
Molecular function (GO): protein binding
Source: RefSeq, a predicted model, not a curated record
AUGUCUCUUUUUCGUUUGCCCUCAGAAAUACUCAUACUACUUACGACAUUUCUGGAGGCAGAAAGAGAUAUCAACUCAUUUUCCAAAACCAACAGGAGAAUUUACACUCAUUCAAACGCAGUUCUCUAUCAAAGAAACUCAAUUUUUGCAUUGGAAUGGGCAUCCAAACAAGGCCGUGAGGAUACAGCUCGAAUAUCUGUUCGAACGGGAGCUGAAGUUGGAGCGAAAGACCGUAAUGGUCGAACGGCAUUAUCCUGGGCUGCACAAAACGGUCAUUUGGCAGUGGUGCAACUGUUACUUGACAUCCCCAAGACGGGUGUGAAUUCGAAAGAUUCUGACGGACGGACACCGUUAUCAUGGGCCGCACAGAACGGACACCUGGCGGUGAUUAAAUUGUUACUUGACACCGGCAAAGUAGAUGUGGACUCGCAGGACUGCGAAGGAUGGACAUCGCUGUUUUGGGCCGUUUUGGAUGGCCAGGUUGCAGUGGUAAAAAUGUUACUUGAAACUGGGAAGGCGGAUGUGAACACUCAGGACUCGGAGGGUCGGACACCGUUAUUCUGGGCCUCACAGAACGGUCGUGAAGAGGUGUUGAGAGUACUACUAGAGACUGACCAGAUUGACGUGAAUUCACAAGACUGUGAAGGGUGGACUCCGUUAUUUUGGGCCACUUUGGACAGUAAGGCUGUGGCGCUGAGACUGUUACUUGAGACCGGACAGGUGGAUGUGGAUUCGAAGGACUUAAAGGGUCGAACAUCAUUAUUUUGGGCCAUCGCGGAUGGCCAUGUGGCAAUGGUAAGAAUGUUACUUGAAACUGGAAAGGUGGAUGUGAACUCUAAGGACUCGGAGGAUCGGACGCCGUUAUUCUGGGCCUCACAAAGCGGCCGUGAAGAUGUGAUGAGAAUUUUACUAGAGACUGGGCAGGUGGACGUGGCCGUGGCCAGCCAUCAUGCUUGA